Molecule: messenger RNA, 2078 nt
Organism: Monascus purpureus
Lineage: Eukaryota; Fungi; Ascomycota; Eurotiomycetes; Eurotiales; Aspergillaceae
Source: the annotation of a GenBank genome assembly
CACGCUCUCUACCUUGUCCUUUCUCGCAUUUUCCUUUCCCUAUCCGACAAUAUCUCUCAUUUCCGUCGUUCCUUUCUUGCCGUCGGAAUACAUUGGCUACCCGGCUCAAUGACCCUUAUCCCGUUCGAUUAGGGCCAGCUCUGUACGGUCGAGCGUGCCGUCCACUAUCUGCUGUUUCUGUUACAUUCUUGGCCUUGUGUGCGUGCCACAGACUGUGGUUGGGAACAUACCGUUAUUUCUUCAACCUUGCCGACAUCCAACUUGCACUCUUUUGCUCUUUAUAUCCACUGUCUUUGCGUAUGAAACCAAAGUACGGAGAUCCGGGGACGACUGCCUCCUCCAUUAUGGCCGACUUAAUUGCUUUCCAUACUUACCCGCAUCCCACCUUCCUCUCGCCACCCAGCAUGGUGCGCCGUCGAUCUGCCUCUCCCGACAAGACUGUGACGAAAGCAAAGUCCACCAACGAUCUUUCUGGUGCUACGGCUGACCGUCCCUCUCUACAUUUCUCCCCGUCCUCAUUUCCUGAGAGUGACUUCAGCACCCUCAAGGACCCCAGACUCAAUGGAAAUGCCAACUCGGAUUUGACACGCACAACAUCCGCACCACCGCAACAUCCAGACCUAAGCAAUGAGGUGACUACUUUGAGUGCAAAACUCAUUCAAGCAAUUAAUAAUCAGACUACCCUUGACGAUACCCUUGUUGCGACCCGGCAAGAAUUGGAGAAUGCCCAAAAGAGAAUCCAAAGCCUUGAAGCGGAAAAUAUAAAAUACCGAAAGAAUAUUGACGAUGGAAUCUAUAUCAAGAAGACCGAUGCGGUACAGGAGAUAGAGAAAUUGAAAGCGGCCCUUGCUCAGGAGAAGGCCCAACGAGCUCUUGUCGAGCAAGGCAAGAAGACUAUCGAACAAGAGCUUGAGAGUCUCACUGCAGCCCUUUUUGAGGAAGCGAAUAAGAUGGUGGCGGCUGCUAAAAUCGAACGUGAUGCGGUCGAGAAGAAGAAUGAACAACUCCGGGCACAGAUCAAAGAUACGGAGUCGCUACUCGCGUCACAUCAAGAACAGCUGUCAGAGUUGAAAACUGUUAUGCAGGGCAUGAGUCCUGUCAAGGACGACUCUGAUAACCGCACCGUUUUCUCGGUCCCAGCUUCUCCAGCUGGUCCUCAGCCGCCGCUGAUUGUUAAAAACACGACUGAAGUACUAAAUACCCAGGAUGUGGCUUCAGACAUUGAGGAACUCAGCUCAGGACCCUCAACAAGCUUUUCGAACUUAAUCAAGACGGUCUGUCGAACAGACCUGCAAGCGUACAGCGAAUUUCGGGAUAUGCUGACCCAGUCGAAGAGUUCGAAACCCCCUAGUCGCUCUACUAGUGGGUCAUAUUCUGGUCUCAACGUGAUAGGUGGUCUUGCCAGUUUGGCUGGCAACAGUAAUGGUGGGUCUGGAUCGGUGUCUCCGUCACCUGUGAAGUCUCAGCAGACGUCUGCGGCCAGUAAUCCGUCUUCACCGUCACAUAGUGGCUUGCAUAUUCCUCUGAAGGAGACACGUUUCUACAAGCGUGUUCUCAUGGAAGAUAUAGAGCCCACUUUGCGACUAGACGCUUCCCCUGGCAUCUCAUGGCUCGCUCGUCGCACUAUUAUGAGCGCUAUCUGUGAUGGCAGUCUGGUGGUUGAACCAAUGCCGUCUGCCUCGAAGAAAUGGGCUUUCCCUUGCUCACUUUGUGGCGAGCGCAGAGAUGAUAUUGAUCACGAGAGGACUCAUCGCUUCCGAACUUCGGAUAAUGAGACGGCCCAGCGAUAUCCUUUGUGCGGUCUUUGCCUAGAGAAACUGCGGUCAUGCUGUGAAUUUGCUGGCUAUCUCCGUCUUAUCCUCGACGGCCAUGUCCGUAUCGGUGAUGUCGAAGACGAGAAGGAUGCCUGGGAAGAAACAGUUCGCUUGAGAGAAAGGAUAUUUUGGUCCAGGGUCGGUGCAGGUGUCGUUCCCAUCUUCGCCUUAACGAAUACCUCGGAAAGGAGCUUGCCACCCUCGGACAGUGCGUCUCAGAACACAUAUCCCCCCGAGAAUAAUUGCGAGAAUGAUGACCAGUAG